GCGGUUUGAAUGUGCGGCGCCUCCUGCGGGAGCCACGGUCGGGCCUGCGGCUGGGAUGUCGGUGUUGAUGCCGAUGGACAAACUGCCAGGCCUGAACAAAGCCACCAUCUUGCUGGUGGGCACCGAGGACGCACUUCUGCAGCAGCUGGCGGAAGCGAUGCUCCAGGAGGACUGCGCGUCGGAGUUGCAGGUCCACUUGGCAAAGUCCCUCCCUCUGCCCUCCAAUGGGAGUCGGCCCCGAAUUGACCUGAUUGUCUUUGUGAUUAACCUUCACAGCAAAUACAGCUUCCAGAACGUGGAGGAAUCUCUGUGCCACGUGGACUCCAGAUUCUUCCUGGGCAAGCUCUGUUUCCUCGCCACAGGUGCUGGACAGGAAAGCCACUGCAGCGUGCACCAGAGCAUGGUCGUGAAGCUGGCCCACACCUACCGCAGCCCCCUGCUCUUCUGUGACCUGGAGGUGGAAAGUUUCCGGGCCUCCAUGGCACAGCGCCUAGUGCGCAUGCUGCAGAUCUGUGCCGGUCACGUGCCCGGCGUGUCAGCCCUGAACCUGCUGUCCCUGCUCAGGAGCUCUGAGAGCCCUUCACUGGAGGAGCUGUGAGCCUCAAAUGACAGGCGGCGGUGAGGACCAAUCAGGGCUCGGCAGGCCUGAGUCAGGAGGGAGGCCAGCACCCUCCCACUCCCAGGCUCACACUAGUGAGUCCUGCAUCAUUCGGUCGAAGUCGUGGUGUAUCUCCACUUCCAUCGUGGUGUAUCUUCACUUCCUUCUGGUGUAUAUCUCCACUUCCUCCGUGGUGUAUCUCCACCUCCGAGCUCCUGAAGACUAAAGGUCCACGGCUU
Messenger RNA from Dipodomys ordii (Ord's kangaroo rat), 837 nucleotides. It is a transcript of the gene Cenpm, whose product is annotated as centromere protein M. Bases 56 to 598 code for a protein of 180 amino acids. NCBI's taxonomy places the organism in Eukaryota, Metazoa, Chordata, Mammalia, Rodentia, Heteromyidae. The transcript is spliced from 6 exons. The record is from RefSeq and is a predicted model, not a curated record.